CCUGAUACCGCUCAGCACUCCCCUAUCCAACACCCCUCCCGUCCCUCUCCACAUCGCCCUACCGGGCCUCUCACACCUCUGAUCGUCCACCAUGUCUACCAUCAAGAGGGUGUUAUCCAGAGUCGUCAGCACACAUACUCGCUCUCUCUCCAAGGGAAGCGGGAAGGAUAGUCCAUCUAGCUCCACCAAUGGCGAACCCAAGUCACCCAUCAAAUACUUUACAAACGGCCACGCCAAGAACCUGUCCGAAGAACCCGUCCAAGCCGACACUGCACCCGAGACGCACCAAGCGCACGAGAAUGGCUCGCCCGUUCCGAGGCCUACUAGCACCUCCCGCAGCCGAAGCCUGUCCUUCACCGAGUUGAAAGAAGACAGAAAGGCAGAGCGAGAGGUCAAGGAUGAGGAGGAGCGUCGUAGACGCAAGGAGCAGAUGCAGAAGGCACAUGACGAGGAUCCCUACAGGGAUAAUUGGGGAGAUAAAGAGUUGAACGCCUCACAAUCGCGCUCAGAUCGUCCCCUCGACAAGCUUCGCGAUUUCGCCGACAAGAAAGAAGGAGACAGGGUUGUUUUCCGUGCUCGCGUCCACCACAUCCGUGCAUUAGGCACAAAGAUUGUCUUCCUGAUCCUCCGCCACCAGUUCACCACGAUACAGGGCGUGCUCACUGAGGAGCCGGAGAAAGUCUCACAGAUUAUGGUUCGUUGGGCCGAGGGCAUCGCACGAGAGUCGAUCGUUGUUGUAGAAGGCGUCAUCCAACGACCGCCGCCGAACCAGGAGCAGGUGCACGGCACGACCAUCCACCAGUAUGAGGUGCAUAUCGAGAAAAUAUUUGUCAUCGCAGCUCCGUCAGAGGCGCUUCCAUUCCAGGUGGAGGAUGUUUCGAGACCGAAGGAAUACUAUGACAGGGAAGACGCCCAUUUCGUCCGUGUGGGCGAACGUACACGUCUAGAUCAUCGUGUGCUAGAUUUGCGCUCCCCAGCUGCACAAUCUAUCUUCCGUAUUCAGGCCGGCGUCUGCGAACUCUUCCGCUCGUUCCUCGUCGAACGAGGAUUCACGGAGAUUCACUCCUCGAAAUUUCAGGGCACGUCAACAGAGUCAGGUGCAGCCGUCUUCAAAGUCGACUACUUCCGUCGCCCGGCGUGCCUCGCGCAGAGUCCGCAGCUCGCCAAGCAGAUGUGUAUCGCCGCCGACAUGGAACGGGUCUUCGAAAUCGGCCCCGUCUUUCGGGCAGAGAACUCGAACACGCACAGGCACCUGACCGAGUUCACGGGUCUCGAUAUUGAAAUGGCGAUCGAAAGCCAUUACCACGAGGUGUUGGACACCCUCGACGAGUGCUUCAAGUUCAUCUUCAAGAACCUGCUCACUCGAUUCCGGUCUGAGAUCGACACCGUGAAAAAGACGUUCCCUUCCGACGACGUCGUUAUCCUCGACGAGACGCCCCGCCUGAAGUUUGCUGAGGGCAUUCGGAUGUUGAAGGAAUCGGGCUGGAGAGAGGAAGACGGCAGCGAGCCAGAUGAGUAUGAGGACCUGAGCACGCGCGCUGAGCAGCGCCUCGGUCAGCUCGUGAAGGAGAAGUAUGGCGCGGACUACUACAUCCUCGACAAGUUCCCGCUGGACGUGCGGCCGUUCUACACCAUGCCUGAUCCCGAGAACAACAAAUUUUCGAACUCGUAUGAUAUCUUCCUACGUGGGGAGGAGAUCCUGUCGGGAGGCCAGCGUAUCCAUGUCGCACCCUUCCUCGAGCAGCGGAUGCGCGAGUCCAACAUCGACCCGGACACGAUGAAGGAGUACGUCGACGGCUUCAGGUGGGGCUGCCCUCCGCACGGUGGAGGAGGUGUCGGUCUCGAGCGACUGGUCAUGCUGUUCCUGAAGCUCGGGAACAUCCGCUGGGCCAGUCUGUUUCCCCGCGAUCCGCGCAGCUUCGUGGUGCGCAACCACGACCCGCAGGAGGCUGCAGCCAUUGCUGCGAACUCGCUCAUCUUGCACGGCCCCGAGUCGUCGACGUUCCAGCCGGGCAAGAGGCACGGCGAAUUGCCGCCGCUCGAGAAUCUUAUCGCGAAGUACGGGGACGCGACCAACACUAGCUGGGUGGAUCCCUCCUGGACGAUCUGGCGCGAUAAGGCGACUGGGGCUGCAGUCGGCUACAUCCCCCAGAACGGCUUCGCGGUCAUCUUCGGAAACCCUCUUUGUGAGGUCGACCAGAUCCCGCGCGUGGCCAAGGCGUUCCUCGCGUUCUUGCAAGAGGAACACCUCAAGCCCGUGUGGUGCUGCGUGGACAAGCAGACUGAGAAGUACCUCGCGGAGGACCUGGGCUGGGGCGCGGUGAUCGCCGUCGCAGAGGAGCGCAUCAACCCUACGGAGACGGAUCCGGCGGAGCACGACAAGACCGUGCGCCGAAAGAUCCACCGGGCGGAGCGCGAGGGUGUGAAGGUUAUCGAGGUCGGGCAAGAGAUGGACCCCAGCGUGAAGGAGCAGCUCGAGCAGCGGUGUAAGGAAUGGGAGGCGAACCGGAAGGGCACGCAGAUCCACCUAACGGGCGUGCGGCCGUUCGACGACAUGCACCACCGCAGGUACUUCUAUGCGGUGGACAAGGACGGCAAGAUAUGCGCCUUGGUCGUCCUUGCGCAGCUCGCGGCGAAACACGGCUUCCAGAUCAAAUGGGCUCUCGAGUUCCCGGGGGCGCCGCUCGGCGCGAUCGAGUAUAUUCUCGCGUACGUCAUCAAGAAGCUGGGCGACGCGGGUGUGAAGACCGCGACGUUUGGGGCGGGCGCGACCGGCACGCUGCAGGCGGCAGAUAACAUCCACGGCUUCAAGGUGAAGACGCUCGAGAAGGCGUACAACGGGCUGUCGGCGACGUUCCACUUGACGACCAAGGGUGACUUCAGGAGCAAGUUUGGGACGUGGCACGAUCCGUUGUACAUCUGCUACCCGAAGGGCGGGCUCGGCAUGAAGGGCAUCGAGGCUGUCAUGGCCAUGCUCCAGAAGCCAAAGUAAAGAAUAACUUCAGACAACGCGGUGGGGGUGACGACGAUCACGCGUGCGUCGGCCUGCUACGACUGAGCGCAUGGGCUGAACGCGACUUUGACGGUUUACUUUAUUCCUCAUCUCGCAUCUCGACAAGUUGUAACCCCCCUCCGUUCAUGUGUAAUCUUGCUCCCUCGCUCCCACGCUCCAACACGCUUCUCUGUAUAUCUUGGUGUUCGGGUACGUUACUGUUGCAUCGUUACUGGCAUACUGGCAUAUUGUAAUCAUCAUUCUGUAUACCUCUUGCGGACUGGAUCUGGUGAACUACAGUACCCCACUCCCAUAUGCUACUGUUGCACACACGUUAGUAUGGCAUGAUCGCAUUCAUGAGCACCAUUGGUAUUGUUGUCGCAACAUUCGGUUCUUUGUUGUAGAAUAGAUGUCAACUUUAUAAUGCUCAUGUCCGUCCC
Molecule: messenger RNA, 3432 nt
Organism: Dichomitus squalens LYAD-421 SS1
Lineage: Eukaryota; Fungi; Basidiomycota; Agaricomycetes; Polyporales; Polyporaceae
Product: aspartyl-tRNA synthetase, cytoplasmic
Exons: 13
Coding region: 92-2992 (966 amino acids)
Biological process (GO): aspartyl-tRNA aminoacylation
Cellular component (GO): aminoacyl-tRNA synthetase multienzyme complex; cytosol; cytoplasm
Molecular function (GO): RNA binding; aspartate-tRNA ligase activity; ATP binding
Source: RefSeq, a predicted model, not a curated record